AUGACCCAAAUUAAUUUUACCACUCAAAGUCUCUUGUCUGCAAAGCACACAAACUCCAGCAACCAGUUCACAGGGCUGCAACUGCUCCAGUCUUUCAAAGCACUCAUCAUCCCCUGCUAUUCUCUGGUGGUUUUUGUUGGCAUCUUUGGAAAUUACCUCCUUAUCUAUGUCAUCUGCAAAACCAAGAAGAUGCACAAUGUCACCAACUUUCUGGUGGGCAACCUGGCGUUUUCUGACAUGCUCAUGUGUGCCACCUGUGUGCCACUGACCUUGGCAUAUGCGUUUGAGCCUCGGGGUUGGGUUUUUGGGAGUUUCAUGUGCUAUUUUGUCUUCCUCAUGCAACCUGUGACCGUAUUUGUCUCUGUCUUUACCUUGACAGUGAUAGCAGUGGACCGGUACCAUGCUAUGGUGCAUCCGCUCAGAAGAAGGAUGACCAUCCCUACCUGUGCCUACAUCCUAGCUGGGAUAUGGUUGUUAAGCUGUCUGAUGGCUGCUCCUGCUUUGGUGCACACUUACCAUGUUGAGUUUCCUGAGCUGGACUUCUCUAUUUGUGAGGAGUUUUGGGUUGGUAUGGAGAAGAAGCGCCUUGCUUAUGCCUAUAGCACCCUUUUCCUAACCUAUGCCCUGCCUUUAAUAGUCAUAUCUGUGUCCUACCUAAGGAUCUCAGUCAGACUUAAGAACCGAGUGGUGCCUGGCAACAUCACCAAUAUACAGGCUGAGUGGGACAGAGCCAGGAGAAGAAAAACUUUCCGCUUGCUGGUACUGGUGGUGGUUGCAUUUGGGGUGUGCUGGCUUCCUCUGCAUAUUUUCAAUAUCAUGAAGGACAUUGAUAUUAAUUUGAUUGACAAACAAUAUUUUAAUUUAAUUCAGCUACUGUGCCACUGGUUUGCUAUGAUGUCUGCCUGCACCAACUCCUUUCUAUAUGCCUGGUUACACGACAGCUUCAGGGGACAGCUUAGAAAGAUGUUUCUAUGGAGAAGGCAAAAGAUACGACCUACAGCUCCAUGUGUGCUCACUAGUGUGGUAUUGUGAGUUAUGAAAUAUAAAAUCAGUACUGCUACAGCAAACAUAUUACUGGA
This is a messenger RNA of Bombina bombina (fire-bellied toad), 1079 nucleotides long. RefSeq names its product prolactin-releasing peptide receptor-like. Gene Ontology annotation, cellular component: plasma membrane; neuron projection. The record is from RefSeq and is a predicted model, not a curated record. Gene Ontology annotation, molecular function: neuropeptide binding; neuropeptide Y receptor activity. NCBI's taxonomy places the organism in Eukaryota, Metazoa, Chordata, Amphibia, Anura, Bombinatoridae. Bases 1 to 1032 code for a protein of 343 amino acids. Gene Ontology annotation, biological process: G protein-coupled receptor signaling pathway. The transcript has a single exon.